Messenger RNA from Lasiodiplodia theobromae, 1422 nucleotides. RefSeq names its product CT20 family protein. Lineage: Eukaryota; Fungi; Ascomycota; Dothideomycetes; Botryosphaeriales; Botryosphaeriaceae. Gene Ontology annotation, cellular component: nucleus; NuA4 histone acetyltransferase complex. The record is from RefSeq and is a predicted model, not a curated record. Gene Ontology annotation, biological process: regulation of transcription by RNA polymerase II. The transcript has a single exon. Bases 1 to 1422 code for a protein of 473 amino acids.
AUGCCGCCGAAGAAACGCGCCAAACAGACCGCCGCGACGCCGCACGCGUCGACGCCCAGCAAGACGCCGACCAAAGACCUGCCACCUGCUGGCGGAGCCACGAGCGCCAACGCGGCGGCCAUCUCCGCCGAGACGAUCCUCAACGACCCAUGGACGGACGACCAGGAGACGUCGCUGUUCAAGAACCUGAUCCGGUGGAAGCCGACGGGGCUGCACAAGCACAUGCACAUGAUCCAGAUCGCGUCGUCGAUGACGCGCGAAGGUUUCAGCUACCAGAUGCUGCCGCAGGGAGGAGGAGGAGGAGGUGGUGGUACAAGUGGUGGUGGAGGUUAUCACCAUUCGACGCACAACUACAACAACAACGCCCACCACACGCGCAUCCCCGGCAUCUGGAAGAAGCUGGCCGAGCUCUACGACCUCGAGGCCCUGGACGAGCGCGAGAACGCGCACGCCCUCGCUGGGUGGCCCGACGUCGCGGACCGCGGGUAUGCCGUUGCUGUUGCCGUGCCUAGCAGGAAAAGCCGGAAGAGGAGGAGGGGAGGGGACGCCGACGUCGAGAUGCGAGACGCUGCUACGGCGUCCGCGGACGAGGAGGGGGAAGAGGAGGCCGACAAAGAAGAGGAGGAGGACAGCUCUGAGGAGGAGGAGGACGACGACGACGAUGUCGAGGUCGACGAGGGCCCGUGGUUCCAGCUGCCGGACGACGACUACGCGCAGCUGAUGUGGGAUCGCCGGGUCGCUACCAAUCACCCAGGCUCUUCUUCUUCUACUUCUUCUACCGCCGCUCCCCCCGCAGCAGCCAGCGGCGGCAGCGGCGUUACCAGCGCGCCAGACGCCACCACCGAUCCAACAGAGAGCAGCGGUGAUAGCAGGCGCGGCAGACGCAAACCAUCCCCACGCGUCAUCGUCGUCAACAACGCCAGCAAACAGCGCAGCGAGAGCCCGCCCGCCUGCCCGGAACUCCUCCCCAAAGUCGGCGACCCGGCACCCACGCUAACAACAGCCAGCGCCAUCGAACAGCCGCAAGAUGCCACGGCAGAAGCCGUCGACACGGACGACGGCGGCACCGGCGGCGGUCGCUCGCACGCCGGCUCGCCCGCGGCAGCCGGAGGCAGAGGCGCGAAGGGAGGAGCGGGUGGUGCAAAAGGCGGCAUGAGGGCCGCGGCAGCGGCGCGUAGCAGGAGCGGCAGGGCGGCGACGACGACGACGGGGCGCGGAAGUAGUAACGCUAACAAGGCGCAGUCGGCCGAGGCGGAAGAAGAGGACGAGGACGACGACGAGGAAGAGGAGAGUAGUAGCGAGGAGGACGAAGAUGAGACGCCGCCGGCUAAGGACAGCGGCAGCAGAGCGGCACGUGGCAGGAAGACUGCGGCGAAAGGUGGCGGCGGAGGGAAUAAGAGGACUAGUGGUCGGAAGAAGUAA